CGCCACCCUCUCUACAUCUCGCUCUCCACCAUACUAACGACGUCUUACAAACCCUCAACGACGACGCCUUCUAACCAACUGACUUCUUGACUCCCCGCUACUCUCAUAUUCUGCACUCGCUCACUACCACAACAACCUCCACAAAGCCCUUACGACACUCUACCAAACACCCUCACCCUCAACCCCACCCAACCGCCAUCAUGCCUCGCGCAGAAGUCGGCUCCACCAAGCACCUCGCCAACAAGAUGAAAUCCAAAGGCCUGCAACGCCUGCGCUGGUACUGCCAAGUGUGCGAAAAGCAAUGCCGCGACGCCAACGGCUUCAAAUGCCACGUGCAGUCCGAAUCCCACGUGCGCCAAAUGCACGUCGUGGGCGAAGACCCGAAGAAGUACAUCGAGCAGUUCUCGCGCGAGUUCCAGCACGACUUCAUCCAACUCCUCCGCACCUCCCACGGCGAGAAGGCCGUCAACAUCAACCACUUCUACCAGAACUACAUCGCGAACAAGGAGCACACGCACAUGAACGCGACCAAGUGGCCGAGCCUGACCGAGUUUGCAAAAUACCUCGGCCGCGAGGGGAUUUGCACCGUGUCGGAGGACGAGAAGGGGGGGCUGAUGGUCGCGUGGCGGGAUGUGAGCCCGGCGGCGGUGAAGCGGAGGGCGGAGAUUCGGGAGGCGCAGUUGGCGGAUGCGGAGACGGAGGCGCACGAGGAGAGGGUGAUGAAGCGGAUGCUGGCGCGGGCGAAGAUGGAGGCGGAGGAGAAGGCGGCGAGGGAGGAGAAGGCGAAGGCCGAGGCGGAGGCUAGGGGUGAGGCGACGACUAAGGAGGAAUCGCAGAAGAUGGAGAUGCCUGCUGGACCGGUCAAGUUGAACUUUUCGAUGAAGAAGCCGCUUGGGCAGCCUGGGAAGGUGGGCUUGGGACAGAUGAAGAGCAAGAGUAUCUUCAAGCGAGUGCGAGAGGAGACUGCUAAAGAGCAGGAUGUCCCUGCGGAGAAGAGGACGAAGGUUGGAUGAAGUCCAUCUUUCUCUUGAGCCAUAACACACAACACGACGAUCACAGACAAGGAUCCGGCGUUAGCAGUGUCGACUUCGAUCUACGGACCCCUACGACAUUGAACCGAUAUCCUCAGUCACUCAGUCACUCAGUCACACACAAGCCUCGGCUUAGAGUUCCUCUCAAGCGCAAGAUUUCAUAGGGUGGAUUUUGGAUGGAUUAUACCAGGGUCGAACCCCAUAUGAUUUGCGAGGUUGCCUCUACUGCAACUAUAUGCAUAGUUAGUUAUCAAAAUACCCCAUAUGUAGCGCUAUGCUGUUACAAAUGAGAAGCCGUACUCCAAAUCUCUC
Messenger RNA from Mytilinidion resinicola, 1343 nucleotides. RefSeq lists its product as uncharacterized. NCBI's taxonomy places the organism in Eukaryota, Fungi, Ascomycota, Dothideomycetes, Mytilinidiales, Mytilinidiaceae. Bases 201 to 1013 code for a protein of 270 amino acids. Gene Ontology annotation, biological process: DNA damage response; DNA replication. Gene Ontology annotation, molecular function: double-stranded DNA binding. The transcript has a single exon. Gene Ontology annotation, cellular component: nucleus. The record is from RefSeq and is a predicted model, not a curated record.